Racocetra persica is the source of this 241-nucleotide messenger RNA. The record is from the annotation of a GenBank genome assembly. Lineage: Eukaryota; Fungi; Glomeromycota; Glomeromycetes; Diversisporales; Gigasporaceae.
AAUAAACGUGGCCACAAAACUCGAAUUGGCCCUUCAUAAAACACAUCAAAUCAUUCUUAUCGAAAAUAAAAUCUACUUUUAUCAUUCAAUUGGUGGCUUUCGUGCGGCUGUUGAAGAUAGAUUCGAACAUAAUAUUAUGAUUCCUUAUAAUAAUCUCUUUAAUCAUGUAGGAAAAGUUGUAAAUACUACAGCUACUGCAAUUCAUGAAAAAAAAGUUAUUGUUAAUACCAAUACUGAAUGA